Molecule: messenger RNA, 3088 nt
Organism: Pteropus alecto (black flying fox)
Lineage: Eukaryota; Metazoa; Chordata; Mammalia; Chiroptera; Pteropodidae
Gene: SLC2A11
Product: solute carrier family 2 member 11
Exons: 14
Coding region: 546-2144 (532 amino acids)
Biological process (GO): monosaccharide transmembrane transport
Cellular component (GO): membrane
Molecular function (GO): hexose transmembrane transporter activity
Source: RefSeq, a predicted model, not a curated record
AAUGUUUAAAAGUUCAAAGCAGCAAAAUCAAACAAAAAUGAAGCACGAGCAAUAGAGAUACUGCAGUAUCCAUUCUGGUGUAUGUCUAUGUAUGUCUAGCACAGUCUUUUCUCAGAUAAAUUCUUAAGGUCACUUUCAGGUCUAAGUUUCUGUGGCUACAAAUAGCAUUUUUGGCAAGUUUGGUUUCAGUUUGGCCGUUAUUCAACUCCUAGAUUCCAUGCAGGGCCUGAGAAGCCCAAAGAAAUAAAAGAUAACCCAGUCCACUGGACCCUAUGAUUCCUCACUUCUGAGCAUUACCGGACCUUAGACCCAGCCGGCCUCUCACGCAGUGGAUCUCCUAGCAUUAACCCAAGACCGGUUCUCUGCAUUCAAAGUCGCCUGCUCAGCCAGAACGGGUCUGCAGGCAUGGCCAAUUCAGGAGUGAGCCUCAGUGCUGCAGGAAGAGGAAUGGAGGAUGAACAGGAGCCGCCCUUACAGCCUCAGACUCAGAUGUACUUUUGGCAAGCGUCCCAUUGAAAUGACUGCACAUCUUCCCCUCAGCGCGCAUGCUCUUCCUCCUGCGCCGCUACCGCGGCCACUGCCCCCAUGGGGCAAAGCCGGACUGCACAGGCUCCUCUUCCUCAGAAUGCUGGAGAAAUGUAUACAUGCUAGAUGCCGUCCUGCGAUCUGGAAAGAUUCCAAGCAGGGUCCUGUUUCUGACUAUCUGUGCAGCUGGCAUUGGAGGGACUUUUCAAUUUGGCUACAACCUUUCCAUCGUCAAUGCCCCGAUAUUGCACAUUCAGGAAUUCACCAAUGAGACAUGGUGGGCCCGGACUGGCUGGCCGCUGCCCGACCACCUGGUUCUGUUUGUGUGGUCCCUCAUCGUGUCUCUAUAUCCCCUGGGGGGCCUCUUUGGAGCGCUGCUUGCAGGUCCUCUGGCCAUCAGGCUGGGAAGGAAGAAGUCCCUCCUGGUGAACAACACAUUGGUGGUAGCCGCAGCGAUCCUGUUUGGCUUCAGCCGCAGAGCAGGCUCCUUUGAGAUGAUCAUGCUAGGACGGCUGCUCACAGGCAUCAGUGCAGGUGUGAGCAUGAACAUCCAGCCCAUGUACCUGGGAGAAAGUGCACCCAAGGAGCUCCGAGGAGCCGUGGCCAUGACCUCAGCUGUCUUCGCUGCCCUGGGGAUCAUGAUGGGUCAGGUGGUCGGACUAAGGGAGCUCCUGGGCAGCCCACAGGCCUGGCCUCUGCUGCUGGCCAGCUGCCUGGUGCCCGGGGUGCUCCAGCUGACCUCCCUGCCCCUGCUCCCUGAGAGCCCGCGCUACCUCCUCAUUGACCGCGGAGACACUGAGACCUGCCUGGUAGCACUGCAGCGGUUGCGGGGCACCGCAGAUGUAGUGGCGGAGCUGGCGGAGCUGGAGGAGGAACGCGCUGCCUGCCAGGGCCUUCGCGCUAGGCGCCCCUGGGAGCUGUUCCAGGAUGGCGCCCUGCGGAGGCAGGUGAUGAGCCUGGUGGUACUGAGCAGUGCCAUGCAACUCUGCGGGAACGACUCGUUGUACGCCUAUGCCUCCUCCGUGUUCCUGGAGGCGGGAGUUCCCCAGGAGAAGGUCCAGUACGCCAUCAUCGGGACCGGGUGCUGUGAGCUGCUCACCUUAUUUGUCAGUUGUGUGAUCAUUGAGAGAGUGGGCAGGCGGGUGCUGCUCAUGGGGGGAUACUGCCUGAUGACCUGCUGGGGGAGUGUCUUCACAGUGGCACUGUGCCUGCAGAGCUUCUUGCCCUGGAUUCCCUACCUGGCCAUGUCCUGUAUCUUUGCUUUCAUCCUUAGCUUUGGCAUCGGCCCUGCCGGAGUGACAGGGAUCCUGGCCACGGAGCUGUUUGACCAGACGGCCCGGCCUGCUGCCUACAUGGUCUAUGGGGCACUCAUGUGGACCAUGCUCUUCCUGGUGGGGCUGGGGUUCCCCUUCAUCCUGAAGAAAUUGUCACACUUCUUCUAUGUGCCUUUCCUCGGCGUCUGUGUCUGUGGGGCACUCUACACUGGCUUCUUCCUCCCUGAGACCAAAGGCAAGACCUUCCUGGAGAUCUCCAAGGAAUUGCACAGACUCAACUUUCCCAGACGAAGCCAGGGCCCCACAUGGAGGGGCCCGGAGAUCAUCAGGUCCACAGAGCUAUAGCUCCACAGGUGCGGCUGGGGCCCAGUUCCAGCUGCUGCUCUUCCCUUUGCUUCCUCUUCAUUCACUGGUGCCUGCAUUUGUUCUUUUAAUGAGUGUUUGUUAAAUGAGCACCUACUGUGUGUAGGCAUGGUGCCAGGUGCUUAGCAAUAGUCUUGAGCCAGAGAGAUGGAAUCCGGGACCGUUUGGUGCUCCCCAGCUAGAGGCAGUUAACAGGAAACCAAUAAGAACUAACUACAAACUUGGAGAAAUGCAGUGGAAGAAAAAAUACAGGUUGCGAAGGGUGUGUAUCCUGGGGGGAAUGACCCAGUUUGAUGGGGGCGUGGUCAGAAAAGGACUUUCUGAGGAAUUGAUUUUUAAAGAUCAACUUUAUUGAGGUACGAUUUACAUACAAUAAAACGUAUCCAUAUUAAGUAUACAUUUGGUGAGUUUUGAUAGAUUCCACCCUUGAUACCACCAAACCACCACAAUCAAGGUAGAACAUUCUUCCUUAUGCCAAAAAUCUUCCCAAAAUCUUCCUCAUGCCCCUUUGUGAUGAAUAACCCACCCCCAUCCCCAGCCCCAAGCAACCACUGACCUGCUUUCUGUCACUAUAGGCCAGAUUUGCCUUAUUUUAAGAAUUUGAUAUAAUUCUUAUGUAUUUAUGUCUGGCUUUGUUCCAGAUAAAUUUUUUCGAGACUCAUGCAUGUUGUCACAUAUAUUAGUAUAUACUCCUUUGUAUUCCCAAGUAGUAUUUCGCUAUAUGGAUAUACCAUAAUUUCUUUAUCCAUUCACCUAUUGGACAUUUGGGCUGUUUCUUAUUCUUGGCCAUCAUGAAUAAAACUGCUAUGAACAUUUCUGCAUAGGUUGCUGUGUAGACAUAUGUUUUCAUUUCUUUUGGGUAAAUGAAUUGCUGAGUUUAAUAAUGAAGGUAUGCUUAGCUAUAGAAGAAACUUUUCCAAAGUGAU